Messenger RNA from Plenodomus lingam JN3, 1947 nucleotides. The record is from RefSeq and is a predicted model, not a curated record. NCBI's taxonomy places the organism in Eukaryota, Fungi, Ascomycota, Dothideomycetes, Pleosporales, Leptosphaeriaceae.
AUGGACAGCGUGAAUGUCUCGGAGCUGGUCGCGCGGCUGGGUGCAGAGGAGGAGUCGGUGCGCAAGAUGGCCGUCUUCAAGUUGCAGAAUGCCAUUGGGGACCCCUCGUUCGCCGACGUCUUCAUAUACGAGGGAGGCCUACCGAAGCUGAGUUUCCUGGCGCUGCAUUCCACAGGCAACACAUUAGCCUACUGCCUUACAUCACUGGCGCGUCUGCUGGAACUCGACAAGGGAUGGGACCAUGUGACAGACGAGCUGAUAGCCAGGAUAGUCGACCUCGUCGUCGCCCAACCUCUGGUCAACGUCAAUCGAGGGGCCAUGUCGGUACUCGCAGCCAUUGUUGGCAAUCCCUCCCAUCGCAACUCGGCAUCGAACAGCUCUGGGACCAGCUCUGGCUUUCAACGACUGAAGCCUGCCGUCGACACUCAGCCGCAAUUUCUGCCUGUACUGGUCGAGAAGAUGACCUCGGCUGAUCAUGCGCUCUGUGCCAACUCACUCCAGCUGAUCAAUGCGCUCAUGCGUGACGCCAUUGCAAAUGAUGCUGCCUUCGAAUGGCCCAAGUUCGUCAAGCAGCUGCAGGAGCUAGGGGUAAUCAAGAGCGUAUAUGAGCUGAUGCAAAGUUCGGCGAUACAAGACCUGGCACAUCCUCUUCUAGAAUUCCAAUCCCUGACCAAAAUACUGUUGAGGAAGUGGAGAGAAGACAAGGUGGACCUGGAGAACACGGAUCAUCGAAGAGCGCUGCGUGGUCUGCAUACUGCAAGCGGUCCAGACAAGUCAGAGAAGGAUGACAAGGGAAGCAAGAGGCAGGACCCGGCCAAGUGGAGGCGCCUUGGCUUCGAAACUGAGUCGCCCGCGUGGGAGUUUGACAGGGCCGGCUUUCUGGGCCUGAUGGAUCUGACCGAUUUCGUUUACAAGAACGAAGAUGGCUUCCAGAAAUUGAUAUUGGAGCAAACUGUUGAACCUGCUGAACAGAGAUGUCCCAUCGCCCGUGCGAGCCUUUCUGUCACUGAGAUUCUUUAUGAGCAUUUCGAAGUGGACAAGACCGAGGACGUAGAAACUCACAGAUACACUGCCAUGGAAUCUCGGGCCAACUUUGAUAGGGCGUUCAAGCCUCUUUUGCUUCAUUGGUCAAGGCUGCACACGAGUGGAUUGAAUGCCUUUCUAAGGUUGUGGAAGGUGGCGGGUGCACAGGUGGAAGACUAUGAAAAAAUUGAGGAAUUGGUGCGCAUCCUGGUCGAGCAGAUUGUGGGGCAAGCGCCUCGCAUGAGGGACAUCAAGGAUGUUGAAGAAGAGAUGGCAGAAUUUGAGUUGAAGCGACUAAGGGAGCUCCAGAUGGAACUACUUGAGCUAACGUACGAAGAUGCGUGGGGUCAUCAUCUGCGACAAGUUCGCGACGAGCUCAACCACGAGGCUCUCCAGUUCGUCAAGGAGCAACGCAUCAGAUGUCUUCUCCAAGGAGCAUGGUUCCCAAUGGGAGUGGAUUACGGGUCCAAUUCUGGCCCGGUUACGAGCAAGACCCUGACCCGUGUUGUGCCCUCAGCGUGGCGCUUCGUGCGACUGUCACACAACCGGAGAUACCUGCAUUAUGCAGACUUUGACGAAAAGACGACGUCUGAACCGAGGUUGGACGCGCUGCAGGAAAAGAUCGAUCUCUGCAUCGUGUCCUCUGUUGUGAGCAAUGUCUCAGCGUCGGCCCCGUCCACAUCGUCAUCUGACAGUACGGUGACAACCCUGCCAGGCCACGAGCGGGCGUCGACAUCUACGAAGAUCACCAUCCAUGGCUAUCUUGGCCACUCUCAUCAUGCACGCCAGGCUUCGGCUGGCUCAGGCGGUGGGCGGAAAGAAUCGGUGCUGUUGCAACUACACCCACAGAGCCAUACGCUUGCCCGAUUACGGCAGAUACUAACAAGCUCGUUAGCUUCAUUGGCGGGUACGGCCUCAAGAUGA